Molecule: messenger RNA, 1476 nt
Organism: Asparagus officinalis (garden asparagus)
Lineage: Eukaryota; Viridiplantae; Streptophyta; Magnoliopsida; Asparagales; Asparagaceae
Product: putative oxidoreductase TDA3
Cellular component (GO): cytoplasm
Molecular function (GO): oxidoreductase activity
Source: RefSeq, a predicted model, not a curated record
AUGCCUCGUCAUAGGCGGCGGGGUGCAUUCGGAAAAAAAAAAAGCCCUGCGCCGGCCUACUUCCUCUGCCAAAAAUCGCAAACACACAAAAUCACGCCUCAUGCGAGAAUCCUGUCCGUCGCGCCCUCCCCUGCGCCGCCUCGCGGAAAAGCCGGCGGAUUCCUCGGCCGGCUCGACUGGUGCGACGGUGGCCCGCUCUCCUCCCUCGCCCGCGCCAGCUUUCAAGCGCUCCACCGCUCCCUCUUCAUCCCUUCUCGACGGCCCUCCCCAUAAACUACGGACUAAGUCGCCCGGCCUCACCUGACGGGCUCUCCGCUCUCUGUAAAAGCCUCCCUCGGCCUCGCCGUCGUCAUCAGACGCUCCCUUCCAUCUUGGAUCGAUGGGCCCACCCGCGGUCCGAGAACCAUCGGGACCAUCGAGACGACGGCCACAGUGUUCCCUCCACAGCUGUUCACCAGAACACUCAUCGACGCCGCGGUGGAAGGAUACGGCCUCGACGUCGUGAUCGGGGAGGUGGUUAACGUGCGGGUUGAAGGUGGCAGGGUCACCGGCGUCGAAAUGAAGGGCAAAUUCGUGGAGGCCGACGCGGUGGUUCUCGCGCUCGGGCCGUGGUCGGCGCGGAGCUUGAUUCUUUCUUCUCUGUUCACCGUCUCCGGGCUGAAGGCCCACAGCAUCGUGCUGCGGCCGGCCCAGCCGGACGCAAUCACCCCUCACGCCUUGUUUCUUUCUUACCAGGACUCGCCGGUGGCGAGAACACUCGACCCGGAAGUUUACCCCCGGCCGACCGGAGAGGUGUACGUGUGUGGAAUGUCGUGUGAGGCUCAGGUGCCGGGUGAUCCGGAAGAGAUUGUAGGCGACAGGAGUUCGAUUGAGAUGUUGCAUAAGAUUGCGGGGACGGUUUCGAGCCAUUUGAGGAGGGAGGGAGGGGCGGAGGUGGUGGCGGAGCAGGCUUGCUUCUUGCCUUGCACGGAGGACGGGGUGCCCGUGAUCGGAGAGGUUCCUGGGGUUGAGGGGUGCUUUGUUGGGACCGGGCAUAGUUGUUGGGGGAUAUUGAAUGGACCUGCAACCGGAGCUGCGCUGGCUGAACUUGUUUUGGAUGGCAAGUCGAGCAUCGUCGACUUGACCCCGUUCAGCCCCUCGAGAUUUCUUCGUCUUCGCACACGAGGAUAGAGGGUUCCCGACGAUUUGUGGAUGGGGACAACGCUAAUGCUACUUCUCCGUUAGUUUUUCAAAUUUUCACAGAAAUAUCACGGCGAGUAUAUGAUCAUAUGAUCUUCACAUGAUCAGCAAUGUACGUGCUAAUGAGAUAGAACAUGGACGAUAAAUACUUGCAUCCCUAGCAUGAUACAUGGAGAGUUCGUCUGCAAUUAUCUGCGAUUAGCCGUAAUAAGAGUGGUGUUGUGAGGUGAGGUACAUGUAAUUUGGUUACUUUGCUUUGGAAUCUAAGUACAAGUUUACUCUCUUUAUGGACUCAAA